AUGGACGCGAGCAACGCGAAGGUCCUCCGCUCCGGCUGGGUCCUUAAGAGGAAGAAGAAGAAGCUCCAAGGCUACGCCAAGCGCUGGCUCAUUAUUUUCGAGGAUGGUACACUGUCGUACUCGACCAAUCCUGAGAGCAAUUCGCGCGGAGUGAUCGACGUGCCGCACGCUAGUGUGUCUUCUGACAUCCGACAUGGGGCAGAUUUCAAGAUGCUGAACCAGAACGAUUUUAUGGAAUGGAGGACAGAUCUUCGCAAGUUCUUGAAUGGAGGUGCAGCGCAUUCGCCGGCGCAGCAGCCGCAGGCGGGUACGAUGGGCCAAGUCGAUGAGCUCCUUGCGGCGUGCAUUGCGAAGCUCAGGACUGUGAACAAGACACAACAUUCUGAAGACAUUGAUGAUGUGAUUUCAUCCCUCCAGGUUCUACAUGGUCACCACGGUGAUAUCCGCCAGCAGCUUGCGAGGCGAUCUAGGGGAGGUGAUGCGGCUUCUAUGUCAGCAGCCUCUCAGACGGGAUCAACGCAUAGCCACUCGCACGGCGCCGCAGCUGGCUUUGGUGCUGGUGCAGGCUUGGCAGCUGGUGCAGGCCUAGGUGUUGCUGCUGGCUCGAUGGGAUCUGGUAGUGCAUCGCCGCAACCUGGAGGCGAUGAUGGCGAGCACGACUUUUAUGAUGCCAACGAUAUGUACGAUGGCGUCGAAUAUGAAAUCCAGAGUAAUGGCGAUUAUGACGAUGAGGAAGACGACGAUGCUAACAUGUAUGUGGAUGAGGAGGAAGACUCAAAGCCGGUCCUUCCUACGCCCACAGAGUUGCCGCUGCCUGCCUCGGAACAAGUGACGUACCGCAAGCAAUUGCCAGCGCCUGUGACAGGUGAAGAAAUGUCGCUGUUCUCGAUCCUGAAGAAGAAUGUCGGUAAGGAUCUGUCGACCAUUUCCUUCCCUGUGACUUUCAACUGUCCUCUCUCGCUUCUGCAGGCGGUAGCAGAGGAGUAUGAAUAUGCUCCCAAGCUGCUGGAGCGUGCAGCGAAGGCCUCGGAUAGCACAGAACGUCUUUCGUUGGUGGGUGCAUUUGCUGUGAGCAGUUACGCAUCAACGGCGCAGCGCACGACGCGCAAGCCCUUUAACCCAUUGCUUGGUGAGACGUACGAGUGCAUUCGCGCUGAUCGCAACAUGUACUUUGUCGCAGAAAAGGUGGUCCAUCGUCCGCCUGUGAUUGCAUCGUACGCCAAAGGCGAUGGUUGGUCCGUGUCUGCGGCUGGAACUGUGAAGAACAAGUUCUGGGGCAAGUCGCUAGAGCUUAUUGCGGAAGGUGCCCAAGUCGUGGAGCUGGAGACAGGUGAUCGGUACAGCAUUACCAAGCCCAGCUCCUUUAUGCGUAACCUUCUUGCCGGUAAUAAGUACCUGGAGCAUGUCGGUGAGAUGGCCAUUACCAAUCUGAAGACGAAAGAACGAUUGGUCAUUCAGUUCAAGGAAGGCUCAUACUUCGGCGGCGCUGCCAACAGGAACCAAAUCGAAGGCACACUCUACGAUGCGAACAACUCCAAAGUGGGUACCCUCAAGGGCAAGUGGGAUGAACAAAUAGCCCGUGUGAUGCAGAAGGACCACCUUCAGGUGCUUUGGGAGGUGGACCCGAUGCCGCCUAACCCGGCCAAGUACUAUGGCUUUACCUACUUUGCCCUCUCGCUGAAUGAGAUUACGGACGACCUAAAGAAUGUAUUGCCGCCAACCGAUUCACGCUUGCGUCCUGACCAGCGUGCCUUGGAAGACGGUGAUGCAGACUCGGCAGAGGAGCUGAAGCACACGCUGGAGAACGAACAGCGCGCACGCCGUAAACAGAUGGAAGAUGCUGGAGAAACGUACCAGCCCCAAUGGUUCCACCAAAGUUCUGACACCGUGGAAUGGGUGUAUGGUGGCCCAAGUGGUGAAGACUACUUCCAAGAGAGGCAAAAAGUCAAAGCACACAAGGGCCAGUGGCAGACUAAGAAUGCUGUCAUCUUUAACCACUAA
Messenger RNA from Malassezia pachydermatis, 2001 nucleotides. RefSeq lists its product as hypothetical. The record is from RefSeq and is a predicted model, not a curated record. Gene Ontology annotation, biological process: maintenance of cell polarity; piecemeal microautophagy of the nucleus; exocytosis. The transcript is spliced from 3 exons. Gene Ontology annotation, cellular component: intracellular membrane-bounded organelle; plasma membrane; cytosol. Bases 1 to 2001 code for a protein of 666 amino acids. NCBI's taxonomy places the organism in Eukaryota, Fungi, Basidiomycota, Malasseziomycetes, Malasseziales, Malasseziaceae. Gene Ontology annotation, molecular function: sterol binding.